Molecule: messenger RNA, 680 nt
Organism: Impatiens glandulifera
Lineage: Eukaryota; Viridiplantae; Streptophyta; Magnoliopsida; Ericales; Balsaminaceae
Product: 17.9 kDa class II heat shock protein-like
Exons: 1
Coding region: 81-578 (165 amino acids)
Biological process (GO): response to heat; protein complex oligomerization; protein folding
Source: RefSeq, a predicted model, not a curated record
CACUAAUGGCGCGCCUUCGAUUCCCAACAUCAACAAACGCAAUCAAUCAAUAGAAGAAGAAGAAGAAAGAGAUCACAAAAAUGGAUUUGAGAAUGGUAGGCUUCGAUUCUCCACUCUUCCACGCUCUCCAACACCUCGUCGACGCUUCCGACGAACCACUAUCCGCCGCCGGCGACAACAACAACCACAACAAGUCCUCCGGUCCAACACGAACCUAUGUUCGCGACGCCAAGGCAAUGGCAUCCACCCCUGCCGACGUUAAAGAAUACCCAAACUCCUACGUCUUCAUUAUCGACAUGCCCGGUCUCAAAUCCGGCGACAUCCAAGUCCAGGUAGAAGACGACAAUGUCCUUCUCAUCAGCGGUGAAAGGAAAAGAGAAGAAGAAAAAGACGGCGCUAAAUAUGUCAGGAUGGAGAGAAGGGUUGGCAAAUUCAUGAGGAAGUUUGUCCUGCCGGAAAAUGCUGACACAGACGGAAUCACUGCCGUCUGUCACGACGGUGUGCUCACCGUCACGGUGAAGAAACUUCCACCGCCGGUUCCCAAAAAACCCAAAACCAUCCAAGUCAAUGUUGCUUAAUCUUUUCAGGCUUUCAGAAUGGAGAGAAGGGUUGGUUUUCGAAUGUUUUCACUGUUGUUGUACUAUUUUGCGUGUUAUGCAAUAAAUCAGUUUUUCUUUAAA